This is a messenger RNA of Penicilliopsis zonata CBS 506.65, 848 nucleotides long. RefSeq lists its product as hypothetical. Lineage: Eukaryota; Fungi; Ascomycota; Eurotiomycetes; Eurotiales; Aspergillaceae. The record is from RefSeq and is a predicted model, not a curated record. Bases 334 to 804 code for a protein of 156 amino acids. The transcript is spliced from 2 exons.
UUCUCUGCCAUUCGGUUUGAUUCUAUUGUCUUCAUGACGAAGAAUUGUGUGAUUGCUUACUUGACUCUACACAUCUUAUAUACUAUAUUUUAAAGAUCAUACCAUCAUAUUAAAUAUACAGACUGUCUUUUUUUUCUCUUCUUCUUGUUGUUAUUGUUUUCCUUCCUGGAAUACUAUCUGAUCGCCUCUCUUUGAGAUACUACUCAUACGACAAGAAUAUAAACACCUCUAUUCUACUCUACACUUUCUGAAACCUCGGUGGCAUACCUAUCUACAAUAUGGCCACGGACUGUUUUCCUGACUUUUGUCUGGUUUGUGAUCGACAAACUACGAAUGGACCCUACUGCUCUCAGUCAUGCAGACUUUCCGAGUUGGACCUCACGUCGCCCAAGUAUAGCACAUCCACUACAUCAGCACCGAUGGGGCGCCGAAUACCAACGCCACAGAGCGGAAAUCCCAGGGCUAGUAAGAAUCAAAACCCGGAUGACAGCCUACGUACUGUGUUGCCCUCCUCGCCAACCCGCGUCUUAUCGCCGUCGGCAUCUCAGACCUCUCUAUCUUCUCUCCGCAGCACCUCAUCGCAAAGCGGGUUAUCGGACCAGUUUCAAAUUGAACUCCAAGGGUACGCCAGUUCAUUUGAUCGGGUUCGAGAUCUCAGGAGGCGCCUCGCGGCUUCUUGACUCGUUCUUCUGGAUUCGCAGCGACUCGACCGGACAGCACGUGCAUGCCCUCCAACCUCCACCUUCUCCAACUGAACUAUUUCACAUUUUCGAGCAUACGAUAUACCUACCUCUUUUCUCUUGAUGUCCCGGAACGAACGUCUCUGUCGAUAUACUUGUUGGUGUCUG